AGUACCACAUCCAGUAACAGAUGAUUAAUAAAUCAAUGAGCUCUAGUGGUGUAGUUAACAAAACAAACUUAUUCUAAACACAACGAUCGCAAAUCUGUAGUUUCAAUCCAUGCAGUUGUAAAAACGUGGGAUUGGGGCGAGUUGACAAACUAUUGGGACGAGUCAGUUAGGUGCGAAUGUGUUUUGGAACGAGUUUUGUCAAUCGUCAUCUAGUAGUAGUACCAGUCUACGGAGUACUUCCUUUUUCCUGUUCAAUUUCAACAUCAUAACAUGGCAUUCAUUUUUAUAUCUUGUCAGUGAGUCUUACUUUGUAAUAAUGUAAUAUUUUGAGUACAUUUUUUACUGAUUUCACUUAGAUCUUAAAUGAUGAUACGUGACAGAAACCAGAGCCAUUUCUUGACCUGGAAAAUGCAGUGAGAAAAUAGAACCAAUCCAAUGCAUAAAAUCGUAAACGCUUGUCAUAAUGAUAAUGUCAACUGUCAAUGUCAGGUUUUAUUUACAAACUUUUACCGAACAAAAAACCCUCAGUUCCACUCGCAUUGACCGUUAACGUUAGCUGACCCAGACACUCACUCACUGAGAAAUAUUUUUACUUGGUCCCAGCUUUCUAUAAGGCAAUUUUACAGUGGUUGUUUCCUGUUUGAUCUUCAGAGAAAAGCGACGUUACAUUUCUGUAGGUUUAUUUACCAUAUAUAAUUUGGGGUCGGUUCAUCUUGACGAAUUCUGUACACCAUGAUCAUGUACUUGUGUAUGAAUAAGAUGAGCAGAAACAAUAACUUGUGUAUUUUACAUGGUUUUGAUAAUUAUUGUUGUCACUACCGCUGUUAAAACAUGUUUCAAGGAGAUCCAUAACACUCAGUUACACUGUUGAAACAUCGAAGUUCAUGUACUUUAUUGUCAAGACAUUCUACCAUGAUGAUGAAGCCUCCAGUUUGGUACAUUACCUGGAUUUUCAUAGUGUCUGUGGGCAUUGUGUUGUGUGUUGAGGUCAAGACUAGAUCCUGUGUCCCUGGUCAGCUGCAAAAAGUUAACAGCGCAACAGGGGAGACAGUCUGCUGCCUGCCUGUCUACUGCGAUCAUGAUCACUAUGCGCGGCCAUGUUCACAAAACGGAACAUCCGACAUGUGUACGCCCUGUGCCGAAGGAACGACUCUGGCUUACGGAUCAAACUCGUAUCAUCCCAAAGUGUGCUACAGGAGGCCUCCUUGUGCCCAGUUUCCUGAAAUGGCUGCAAUUGAUUCGGAUACGUGUGAGUGUAACCGAGAGAGCGGUCUCCAUGAACAGCAGCCGGAGAACACCCCGGUACCAGGGCUAGGACCCAGCAUUGGCGCCCCCUGUCAGCCACUUCAUAAUUUUUUGGUGUGUGGGAAGGGGAGACAACCCGUGCAAGGAGAGUGCAAGGCCUGUCCUCCUGGUUACUUCAAGUCUGAUAACUCCGAUUAUGGGCUCUGUCAACAAGAGAGAAACUGUGGCAUGCUGGGAUUGAAAACUAAAGCUGCCAGCACCACAACAAGCAACGCCGUGUGUGAGGACCCAGUGAUCACUGACGUCACCAAGUCACCAGCAGCAGCUACAACAACAGCAGCUACAACAGAUAAAACUCUGCUACCAUACGUCAAAGUGCCAGAAAUCGUGGAUGACGUAGACGUCAAGAGUGGGGAAACACCAUAUUACUGGAUUGCGAUUGUCCUGGGCCUGUUAGUUCUUCUGCUUGUGGGCGGCCUUCUGUAUUACAAGAGAAGCAGAAUUUGGCAAUUUGUAGCCCAAUGCAGACAGACAGAAGCGAAUAUUCCACUGACCUCUGUAAGAGUUGAUGAGUCGGGAGACAAUGUUGCCAUUGGGGCUGUUUCCUAUAAGGCCACCAAUGGAAGCAAUGGUGUGGUUCAGAAUGGCCAUUCAAGGGUAUCACCGGCACCAGGGCCAGGUCUCGAGAAUCGUGAUGUCGGAAGAGAAGAACACUCGUCUCUGAACCAUCGCGAUGAAGAUGGCGCCAGUGAGAGAGAUUCAUUGCUGGAUUCCAACCCAAAUGGAACCGUCACAACCGGAUUGUGUAGCAGAGCAAAUAGUAGUACAGUACUGUCCGGAACAUCAGAAUCGUAUCCAACGUACUUAUGUAAUCCAGAGUCUUCGGUAGCUGCGGAGAUGUCAUUGCCAGAUAAGACAAAGAAGGCAGAAGUGGAUGGUGAUCCUUCAUUUGUAGGAGGUGGUGAAAGACAUGGAGCUGUGGAAGGACUACGGCUUCGUGAUUUUGGGAAGUCAGAAAUAGAAGCAGGUAGAUCUGUAGGUGAAGAACCUAGGAUGGAUCAUUUGAAGUUUGGUGUGGACAGAAAUGUCCGUACAUCUGGAGGUUCUGCUUCAGGGCAAGGUUGUGGUGGUGUUGGUGGAGGAGGAGGAAUCCAGCCGAAACCGGAGUUUAUCUCCAAUGGCAGAGUUCAUACCGGUGAAGUGACUGAGAAAGCUGUUGCCCGUAAGGACGGAAAGCAUUUAUGCAACGACAGAAAUAAUACUCAGCCAAAAUAUGUUGUGAGUAGCUCUGAGGGAGGUGGACGUUGUGGCCAACUAAGAGGAUCAGGAGAUGGACGUUGUGGCCAAGGAAACCGAUCAGAAGAUUCUCGAGGUGUAGAUCUGGCAGCAAGUCCUGAUGACACCUCACUCAAGCACGUCACGGAUUCUGUGGGUUCGGAAGUGGAGACACGUAGAAAACUUGUUGUGAAUCUACCACGUUCAAAUGAUCUGACAGAUUCUCAUCACACAACAAAGAAACAAGUAGAUCCAGCUUCUUCAAAACACGAUCCUUCACCUUCUGCAGAAAUGGCACGUGGAUGUGUCAGUGAUUCAUUAUGCUCAAGUUCUGACACACAUUCUCAAGUGACGACACCGAAACAAGUGGAUUAUGAAUCAGAAAGUAAACCAAGUAUUGGUUCUGCCCAGAGACACAUUCUGGACCAAAAGCCUCAAAAUAAAGAACCGCAUUCUACCGAAAUAUCUCAUCGUUCCUCGGGUAGAGGUGCUGAUCCAGAUGCAACUGAUGUAAAACAGCCAGUGUCUUCUAAUGAUCUCGACUCGGGAAUCAGUCGGGAUAACCCGCCAGUUACUCAGCAGCCAGUGACUUAUAACAACGUCGAUUCUCAAAUGUGUCGUCGAGACAAUCUGCCAGUUGAUUCUAGUCCAGCUGGCGUUCACAGAAACAAGACUGAGGUAGACCAGACAGCCAGGACUGACAAUGUUAACAAAAAUAGAAGACAGCUGCCACAGCGAGCAAUUUCUGAAGAGAACACGGAGAAACCGGUUGGGCGUGUUAAGCCGAUGAUUUCCCAGAAUUCCACAUCCUCACAAGGGGAGGGAGGGAGGCUCCCAACUCCCUCAGCAGACAUGGUGACGCAGUCUCCAUUUGACUAUUCGAGGGCACAGCGUGACCUAGCGAGGGUGACCCCAGGAAAUGAGCGGGUUUAGUGAGAUCGCUACAGGAUGAUGUUUCAUUCCCCACGCUGUACUCGGAAAGUUCGAAUUCUCGUUCUUAAGACCUUGAAGCCGUUUUAUAGAAGAAGGUGUGCAAGAUGGUUGCUGACUGAUUUGGAUAAAAGUUCCACCAUUGUUGUAAUAUAUAGUUGUGUCCCUUGUACCGAUUUCCAGAAUGCCCUUGCUUUAAAGGUAUACAUACUUGGGUGUUUUACAACAUUGGUAUUUGUACGUAGGUUAUUUGUACCUAAAAAUUAAGUUCUUUCCAGAAAUAUAUUAAUAUAGCAGAAGUGUAAAAGUUUUACACUUUUGUAUUUUGCAAGCUUUGUAUGUUUUGUAAAACCCCAAAAUAAAUUAAUGUAUUUUGUACAAUAAUUUUUAAAAAUAAUAAUAAUACUGAAAUUGUGAACAGUGCUGAAUUAUUCAAAUAUCCAAUAUGUAUAUUUUAACUUGUGAAUUUUAUAAUAUAUUAUUUUACGCAUGCAUAUAUAUAUAUACAAUAUAUUUAUGUGCGUAUAGUUACUUAAUUGCCAAGCAAAUGUGGUGUCAGGUUGGAAGAUCUAAAGGUUGGGGUCUUUAAAGAGACAUUCCUGAGUUUGCUGUAAUUUUUAAGAUGUUAUCGACUAACAGAGACAUUUUAACGAUUGUAAUUACAUAUCAAAUAUAUUAGUGACUGUGCAUUAAACGUGUUUUUGAUC
This is a messenger RNA of Gigantopelta aegis, 4157 nucleotides long. RefSeq lists its product as uncharacterized. The coding region runs from base 913 to 3453 and encodes 846 amino acids. The transcript is spliced from 10 exons. The record is from RefSeq and is a predicted model, not a curated record. Gene Ontology annotation, molecular function: protein binding. NCBI's taxonomy places the organism in Eukaryota, Metazoa, Mollusca, Gastropoda, Neomphalida, Peltospiridae.